Magnolia sinica is the source of this 1715-nucleotide messenger RNA. Its product is annotated as putative disease resistance protein At1g50180. Lineage: Eukaryota; Viridiplantae; Streptophyta; Magnoliopsida; Magnoliales; Magnoliaceae. Gene Ontology annotation, molecular function: ADP binding. The record is from RefSeq and is a predicted model, not a curated record. The transcript has 3 exons. Bases 136 to 1623 code for a protein of 495 amino acids. Gene Ontology annotation, biological process: defense response to other organism.
GCAAUCAACCAUGGCAGAUUGGUCAGAGUGAUCGGUCAGAUUGGCAUUUAUAAACAGAGAGACCCAACGUUGGUUAAACUCAAGAGAAAGAAAAGCUUUCAUCUAAAUUUUCUUGUGAGAGAAGAGAUAGGAAAGAUGGCCGUUGUUGAGUCUGUUGUUCGGUUGCUUGUUAAAAAUCUCGGUGAUGUGAUUAUUCAAGAAGCCUUUUUCAUUUAUGGAGUGCGUGAUCAACUCCAAUUGAUGGAAGAUGAAUUUAGGCGGAUGCAAUGCUUCUUGAAAGAUGCCAAUGACAAACAAGAAGGAGAUGAGAGAGUGAAGAAAUGGGUGCAAGAUGUGGUAAGCAUAGCAUAUGAUGCCGAGGAUGCCAUCGACACCUUCAUCUUCAAGAUGGCACUGCUGAGACAAGGAGGAUUCAUGGGCACUGUCAAGAGAGUAGGGGCAAGUUCUGCUGGUCAAAGCCUCCAGGAAUGGAGGAUCCCUUCUCCUCAUGUUCAAGAACCAGAUUUAGUUGGUUUCAAGAAAGAUGCAGAAACAAUAGUGGUGUGGUUGACAGAGGGAGAGCCGCGGCUUUCUGUUGUAUCUGUAGUCGGAAUGGGCGGUCUCGGUGAAACCACUCUUGUUAAGAAAGUCUAUAACAGUGACAGGGUUAGGAAACAUUUCAAUUCUCAUGCAUGGAUUUCUAUAUCACAAGAGUACGCUGUGAGGGAUCUUUUGCAGAACAUCAUAAACAGCUACAUGGUGCUUUCUGAAGAGGAGCUCAAGAAAGUGGAGAAAAUGAAUGUUGCUCAGCUGAGGUAUAAAAUUUUUGAGCAUUUGAAAGAGAAGAGAUACCUGCUGGUGCUAGAUGAUAUAUGGAAGAACGAAGCAUGGGAUGCUCUGAAGGAUGCUCUUCCAGAUAUGAAUAAUGGCAGUAGGGUCUUGCUCACCACACGCAACAAAGAUGUAGCUUUACAUGCAGAUGUACGAAGCCAGCCCUAUGAAGAUAGCUGGGAAUUGUUUUGUAAGAAAACAUUCCCAGGACGAGAUGGUGGUUGCCCUCAGGAUUUGGAGGAGGUAGGAAGAGAGAUUGUGGAAAAAUGCCAUUGCCUACCUCUUGCGAUCGUUGUCAUCAGAGGGCUCUUAUCAAGGAAAGAACCAAGAGAGUGGAAGAAUGUACGCAAGAGCAUUAGCUGGCAGUUUGUCAAGGGAGAAGUCGAAAUCUCUGCCAUAUUAUCUUUGAGCUAUAAAGAUCUUCCCUAUUACUUAAAACCAUGUUUUCUCUACCUGGGAAAUUUUCCAGAGGACCGUGAGUUCCGCGCCAAGGAAUUGGUUCAAAUGUCGGCUGCAGAAGGGUUACUUCCAGAGAGAGGGGAAGAAACAUUGGAGGAGGUUUGUGAAGACUGUCUGAAAGAGUUGAUUCAAAGAAGUAUAGUUCAAGUCGCAAGAAGAAGUUCAAACGGUGGUUUCAAAACUUGUGUCAUCCAUGAUCUUUUGCGGGAUCUCUCCAUAUCAGAAGCCAAGGAAAGUAUGUUUCUAGAAGUUCACCAUGGGAAUGCAAAUGCUCCUUCCACAUCUCGAGCCUGUCGACUUGCAAUUCACCAUAACGACUUAAGCAGAUGCUUCCAGAAGGACUGCAACAGAUGACUACUCUCAAGAAAUUGGAGUUGCGGUACAUGCCCGAUGAAUUCAGAGACAGGCUUUGAGAAGACGAGGGAGAGGAUUGGCAUAAGAUUCAA